This is a messenger RNA of Sebastes umbrosus (honeycomb rockfish), 3122 nucleotides long. RefSeq names its product tripartite motif-containing protein 16-like. The transcript has a single exon. Gene Ontology annotation, molecular function: zinc ion binding; protein binding. The record is from RefSeq and is a predicted model, not a curated record. NCBI's taxonomy places the organism in Eukaryota, Metazoa, Chordata, Actinopteri, Perciformes, Sebastidae. The coding region runs from base 911 to 2578 and encodes 555 amino acids.
UGGACCACAUUCGGCACUGCACUCCCUUGGGUCCCAAGCAUUACACCCGACAAGUGUGAAGUCAAUCGGAUGAGCAGUUCUCGAGAUAUGUUGAUAACACACAGAGGGACAGACACGUGACCUGUCGGAGCAGUGACAAUACAGUUUUAGGCUCCAUACAUACCAUAUUUCUACUAAAAAGAACACACUGAAAUUUUACUCAUAAAACUUGUAAUACUCGUGCAACUUUGUCUCCGACAAAUUCAUAUGGAGAUGAUAUGCAACUAAUAUGCUCUGGCUUACAUUUUGAAAAUAUCAUAUAAUAUAGAACAGCUUUAGAUGCUGUAGUAGUAGAUAGUCCAAGCUUGACUGCCCCCCAAAAGCAGUUUCUCUCUUGGAAAAGUCAUGGCUGUGUGACUGUAAGAGUUGUUGUAUUAGUAGUCUUUAUGAAAAGUCAUAUAAUACAGAACAGGAUGUGUGAUUGCUGCUAUAUGUGCAACUGUGUUAAUUGUAAUGUCAUCAACAAAGUUACAUGCACAAAGGGCUCAAUGAGUCAGCAAGAAAGCCCUCAAGCACGUAUUGUUUUCACAGUGUGAUCAGGCUGAAGCCUCACAAACACACUGAGUCUGUAAGGAUGGACUUUGGAACAGGGCCAUAUAGUCUUCGGUUACGUUGACCACUCUAAAACCCUCUUCCUGGAAUGAAUCAUAGCCUGAUAAGCCCUCCCUCCUCUUCCUGCUCUCACACACAGCCAGCUCCACCUCUUCACAUAUUUCCUUGUUCCUUCCCCUUCAGAUCUACAGUUUGAUAGAUGGGUGUAACCAGCAUGGUGGUGAAGUGCAAGAGCUGACAGGCCCCACAAACACAUGUUGUUUAGAUCAGAGCUCAAACUAGUUUCAGACUCAGUCGAUACUCGUCACUGAGAGGUGAAAUGGCGCAGAAAGGAGUUCAGCUGGACCAGGAAACCUUCUGUUGCUCCAUCUGUCUGGAUCUACUGACGGAUCCGGUGACUACUCCCUGUGGACACAGCUACUGCAUGAACUGUAUUAAAACCCACUGGGAUGAAGAGGAUAAGAAGACAAUCUACAGCUGCCCUCAGUGUAGGCAGACCUUCACACCCAGGCCUGUCCUGCUGAAAAACACCAUGUUAGCAGUUUUAGUGGAGGAGCUGAAGAAGACUGGACUCCAAGCUGCUCCUGCUGAUCACUGCUAUGCUGGACCUGAAGAUGUGGCCUGUGAUUUCUGCACUGGGAGGAAACUGAAAGCCCUCAAGUCCUGUCUCGUCUGUCUGGCCUCGUACUGUGAACAACACCUCCAACCUCAUUAUGAAUCACCUGCCUUUGAAAAACACAAGCUGGUGGAGCCCUCCAAGAAGCUCCAGGAGAACAUCUGCUCUCAACACGGUGAGGUGAUGAAGAUGUUCUGCCGUACUGAUCAGCAGUGCAUCUGUUAUCUCUGCUCUGUGGAUGAACAUAAAGGCCACGACACCGUCUCAGCUGCAGCAGAAAGGACCGAGAGGCAGAGAGAGCUCGGGAGGAGUCGACAAAAGAUCCAGCAAAGAAUUCACGACAGUAAGAAAGUCAUGAAGCUGCUUCAACCGGAGGUGGAGGCUAUCAACCGCGCCGCUGAUAAAGCAGUGAAGGACAGUGAGAAGAUCUUCACCGAGCUGAUCCGUUUCAUCCAACAAAGAAGCUCAGAUGUGAAGCAGCAGGUCAGAUCCCAGCAGAAAACUGAAGUGAGUCGAGUCAAAGAUCUUCAGGAGAAGCUGGAGCAGGAGAUCGCUGAGCUGAAGAGGAGAGACGCUGAACUGGAGAAGCUCUCACACACAGAGGAUCACAACCAGUUUCUACAAAAUGACUCCUCACUCUCACAUCUCAGUGAAUUCACAGAGUUACCCAGCACCAAAAUCCGCCCUCUGCAGUACUUUGAGGACGUGGCGGCGGCUGUGUCAGACGUCAGAGAUAAAGUACAAGACGUUCUGAGUAAGAAAUGGCCGAAGAUUUUACGGACAGUGACUGAAGUGGAUGCUUUACUGUCACAACAACUGAGGACCAGAGAGGAAUUCUUACAGUAUGCAUGUCAACUCACACUGGAUCCAAAUACAGCACCCUCCUGGAUGGUAGUUUCUGAGCAGCGCCGUAAAGUAACAACAAUACCAAUGGAGCUUUUCGUACAUUGUUAUUCUUCAGAUAAAUUUAAAAACUAUCAGAUCCUGAGUAGAGAGAGCCUGACUGGACGUUGUUACUGGGAGGUGGAGUGGGACGCACUAGUCACAAUAGCUGUUGCAUACAAGGAUAUGAGCAGAUCAGGGACCUAUGAAGAAUGUGCAUUUGGACACAAUGACAAGUCUUGGGCGUUAUAUUGUCUCGCUAAAUAUGAAUUCAGACAUAACAAUAUCAAUACUCCGAUCUCAGGUAAGUCGUCCUACAAGGUCGGAGUGUUUGUGGAUCAUAAGGCAGGUGUUCUGUCCUUCUACAACGUGGGUGAAACCAUGACUCUCCUCCACAGAGUCCAGACCACAUUCACUCAGCCUCUCUACGCUGGACUUGCUCUUCAUUAUUCUAGAGGAGACAAUGCCAAGUUGUGUGAGCUGAAGUAGACGGGAAGUGGCAAUGGGUUGGAUUCUGCUUUUUUUGUGUUUAUGCAUUGUGUGUCAGAUAUCAGCUGUCACUUAAAGCCCCUCCAGUGUAUUUUGGUAUUUCUAUAUUUCAUAUUUAUUUGAGUCAUUUCCUGACUAAGUUGAUAAGCCACACUGUUUGCCUAUUCUUUUUGACAAAUAACUUAAUUUUGUGCUCAAAGUUAAAAAAAAAGAAAGGUUGUUGCUAAAAUGGGAAUAUGACGUCUGACUAUAGUAGUCUGAGCAGCGGCAAACUGAAAAAUCUGUAUAUCUGUCUGUCAGUUUGUCUUUCUAGUUAGUUAGCUAGUUAGCUAGCUCAACUUGUUGCAUCAGCUAACUGAAGGGUUUCCUCCACCUUACUUUAGUGUGUUGAUUUUCACAAUGACAUUUGUGUGUGCGGUGAACGGGUGCAAUUGUGUAUUUAUUAUUAUUAUUUAGUCAUUUAAAGGGACUCUAUGUAAGAAUCAGAAAUUGCUUGUUAACAGCGACACCGUUGGCCGUUAAGUCAACGAAAGUCAGCGGUCUG